UAAACCGUAGGCGGAGAUUCGAAUUCGUCAUCCACACAAAUAUCAUUUCCACUCUUAACUCAACCAUGCCGUUUCAGAGGAUAGUUAUCGCUGUCGGCCGGCCGGAGGAAGCCACCCACCCCGCCGCCCUGAAGGCCGCCUUGGCCGAGUUCAUUUCCACUAUUAUCUUCGUUUUCGCAGGCCAAGGUUCCGGUCUCGCUUUCUCUAAGCUCACCCAUAAUUCUCCCACCACCCCUGCUGGCCUAAUCAUCGCCUCCAUAGCUCAUGGAUUUGCCCUUUUCGUCGGCGUUUCCACCGCCGCCAACAUCUCUGGCGGUCACCUUAACCCAGCCGUCACUUUCGGCGCUUUGGUUGGCGGUAACAUUACCAUCCUCCGCGGCAUUCUUUACUGGAUCGCCCAGCUCCUCGGCGCCGUCGUCGCUAACUUGUUGCUCAAGUUCGUCAUCGUCGAUGUGACGAUUUCGGGAUUCUUGCCGUCACCAGGCGUGGGAGUAUGGGAAGCAUUUGUAUUCGAGAUUGUAAUGACAUUCGGCUUAGUCUACACAGUUUACGCCACCGCCGUUGAUCCCAAAAGAGGUGAACUGGGAGUAAUAGCACCCAUCGCCAUCGGAUUAAUUGUGGCGGCCAACAUUUUAGUGGGCGGCCCAUUCACCGGAGCCUCCAUGAACCCAGCUGUGGCCUUCGGACCUGCCGUCGUGUCUUGGUCCUGGGCCGACCAUUGGAUCUACUGGGCUGGUCCACUCAUCGGUGGUGGCUUAGCCGGCCUUGUGUACGAGCUAUUCUUCAUUGGGUUCACCCACGAGCCCCUCCCCGCUGCAGAGUACUGAAGUCUGUUUUGUUGUAGUAAAGUAAUUAACCAUCUCUGUUUCGUGGUUCCAUGUUUCAUCUUGUUCUUCAACUUUCCCAUGUUAUUUUUAAUCUUUGGAAUUAAUUGAACUUUCAUCUAAAAUCCUGCCUCGUCAAA
Messenger RNA from Benincasa hispida (wax gourd), 964 nucleotides. RefSeq names its product aquaporin TIP1-1-like. The record is from RefSeq and is a predicted model, not a curated record. Gene Ontology annotation, molecular function: water channel activity. Gene Ontology annotation, cellular component: plant-type vacuole membrane. Lineage: Eukaryota; Viridiplantae; Streptophyta; Magnoliopsida; Cucurbitales; Cucurbitaceae. Gene Ontology annotation, biological process: water transport; transmembrane transport.